Messenger RNA from Cercopithifilaria johnstoni, 1530 nucleotides. NCBI's taxonomy places the organism in Eukaryota, Metazoa, Nematoda, Chromadorea, Rhabditida, Onchocercidae. The record is from the annotation of a GenBank genome assembly.
AUGAAGAAUGGAGCGAUACUACGAAAGCAUAAUACUAGAUAUGGUGGUGCGCUUGAUGAAAUGCUAGGAAUUCGGUCCAAAAAAGGAAAUGUGAUUCAAAAAGUUGAGCUAUCAAAACAAACGCAACUGGUGGAGAGGCCAAAAACAAGGCAUGGCCGAUAUGGAGAGGCAGUUACAGCGGCUGUAACCAGCGAAUCAUUUCCGUUAUCUUUCAAACUUCGAUUUACGGAUAAAAGUGAUGUGACCGUAGAGCGCUGGCAGCGAGAAUGUGAGGAGGAUGGAAGAAGUGAUGAUGAGAAGGAAAUCGAUGACGAAGAGGAGGAAAAGUCUAGCUCGCAAAGCAAUGAUGCAAAUGGAACUGGAAGGAAAUCUAGAGAACAUAUACAAAAAAUAGAAACGGUUAACGACAAAUUUGAAAAUGAUGCUGUAGCUAUUGCACAAAAGAUAGCAUGUUCACCAGCGGUUAACACAGCAAAAAGUGAUAAUCGUUUUCAACAUUCAAUCGGCACCUCAAAUCAAGGACAAGAUUCUGAUCAAUCGAUAAAGACAGUAAGGCAGAAAAACCAAUUUUCUGGUGCUGUUAAGAAGACCAAGGCAAGAGAAAGCCAGAUAUCUGAAGAAAACUUACAUGGUACAUUUCGAAUACGAUCAAUUUAUGCAACCUCAAGGAACAAACAAGAUAGCGAACUGAAGAAACCAGUUGAAGAACAUCUGAGAACUACGUCUGUCAAUGAAAGCCCAUCUUCUGGCAAAGAAGCAUAUGAGAAAUGGUUUCAAGAAAAAGUGAGGCAGGAAAGAGAGAAGAGACGAAAACAGAAAGAGAAAGAAGAGGAGGUGGGAAAGGCGGGAGAAGAGAGAAGAAAAGAAGCUGAAAGAAAUUAUGAAAUUUGGAAGCAACGAAGUGAUGAAACGAUUCGAGAAAGGAGGAAAAACAAAAGGGAAAAAGCGGAGGCUUUAACAAGAGAAAAGAUGGAAGAAAUAAGGAGAAAGAAGGAGGAGGCGACUCAGAUGUUUCAAGCAUGGAAAAACGAUCGAUUGCAAAGGCUUUCGAAAGAGCAAAAACAACAUAUACAAAAUAAAGAAAAUGAUGAAUUGAAAAAGAAACGCGAAAAGGAAAUAAGAAAUAGUGAGGCUCAGAAGGCAUUCAAUGCAUGGUAUGAAGAAAACAAAAUUCGAAAUUUGGAAGCGCAACGCAAACUGUUGAAAUCCAAGAAGGCGGAAGAAAUGCAGAGUAGGAAUGCAAAGGAAUAUAAAGAAGCACUAGCAAGAGAAGCUUAUGAUGUUUGGCUUCAAAUAAAGGAAAGUGAACGCCGUUUCAACGAAUCUUUACAAGGUCGAAUAAUGAAAUUUGAUGAAAUGUUCCGUCGAUCACAUUUAGUUCCAUGGGUUCCACCAAGUAAUAUUAUUCCACGACAAUUCGUUCCAACACGCACCAGAAGGCAUCAGUCCGUCAAGCGAUCCAUCAAAUCAAAUCAGGCUUACAAAAAGUUUCCAUCAGUGAUUCAUCGCUCCAAGUCAGCACUCAGAUAA